AGCCUUCCCAGUGUAGAUCCUUGAUACAGACUUGCAUGAGACAUUGCUGUGGGCUCUAGGCCUCCAGCUGGACUAAUGGAGAACAUUGCCAUAGGCUCUAGGGCUUCAGCUGGACUCAUGCAGGACAUUGUCAUACAAUCCAGGCCCUCAGCUGGAUUGUUUGGGUCUGUAGCACGUGGAUAGAUCCUUCACUCCUCUGCAUUUGACUUUUUGGGUGAAUAUUUUAAAAUAAUCCCAUAAAUUAUGUGUCCUGUACUAAAUCUAUUCCCUUGCAAACCCUGACUACAACAGACUUUAAGGGUUGGAUGAGAAAGAUCUUGAAAACAGUCAAUUUUUUAGCCAGGUGUAGUAGUGCACACCUGUAAUCCCAGCACUGAGGAAGCUGAGGCAAGAGGAUUGCAGUGAUUUAGAGGCCAGUCUGGACUGCAUAGUGAAACCCUGUCUCAAAAAGAGAGAGUCAAUUUUAAGAAAGGCUUUUCCUGGGCGGAUUUAGAUAUCCACGAGCUAUUUCAUUUUAGAAUGCUUGACUGGCAACUAUAUGGUCAGCCUGUUUGGAGCAAGCAUAACCUUUAAUAAUUGCUAGUCCCAUGUUGGAAGCAUGGGAGGAGGGGGCUGGUGAGGAGCUGCAAUGAUCUAAGAGGAUGCUGGGAGAGAGCAAUUGGAGAACCUGGGCAGGAUAAAACAGAAUUUUGUGACUAUUGAGGAGAGAGGGGAAAAUGUUAAUUAGAUUAUGAGACGGUAAACCGGUUGAUUAUGGUGGUGGGAGGUAAGUCUGAGUAAAGUGACGACUUCUCUCAUCUCAAAGGCAUUCUAAAUUAUCUUAAUAAACAACAGUAGUCUGGGAAUAAGUAUAAUUCACACCACUUCUAGGUUCAGGAAUAGCUUAUCUAUAUACUUAAAUUAAUGCCUUUUGUCAUCCUCUUUGCAUGACUCUGAUAAAAGAAUACUAACAGAUUUAGUACAGGAAAAUUGGGUUGCUUGAAAAAUAAGGCACCAGCUGGUGGGUCGAUUCGCCUUGGUGUCGUAAAGGCUAAAUAAAACAGGUAACGUUUGGCAAGGAGCAGGGACUGCAUGUGGAUCUUCAUUUCCGCCCACGCUCGCUGGCCGGCACAAUCACUACAGAAAAGCGAUCUGCGGUAGUGUCUUCUGCAACGUCUACGGGUACAGUCCCAGGGUCUCAGAUAAGAGUACUACCUUCUGCAGGGGCCACAUUUCGCAAAUGCUGUGGGGUGAGCGGAAAAAUCCAACUUCCUUCGGAAAAACGGCGCCCACUGCGGCCGUGACUCCAGCGUCAAUCCCAGCCCAACUCCCUAGGGCAGCUGCGGUUCCGGGCAGCGGGGGUGGAGUGGGGUGGGGGUGGAGCGGCUUGGAGGUUUGGGCAAUGGGCGAGUCCACUUCUUGGCGUCUAGCAAUCCACUUCCUACGGCAAGCAGCAGGAGCCAAACGCCGCCGCUCUUCGCUUCCACCUACUGCCUCUCGCCAGAAACGGCCCGACGUACCCCUCCGGAAGCGGCAGGGGCCGUGUGGAUAUGGCGUAAGAUAUUUCUUCAAGACUGGACCUGGUGACCUGUUAUUUCUGAUAUCUUUAAGCUGACUUACAGACAAAGAGAAACCUCACAGAGUUCCAUUUUUUUUUUUUUGCUAUACACCUUUCUUGGCACCUAAGUUCACCUUGCAACCAUGUAUGGGAGUGCUCGCUCAGUUGGGAAGGUGGAACCAAGCAACCAGAGCCCUGGGCGUUCACCCAGGCUUCCACGCUCUCCUCGCUUAGGUCAUCGUCGGACCAAUAGUACAGGAGGGAGUUCUGGAAGCAGUGUUGGAGGUGCCAGUGGCAAAACCCUUUCAAUGGAGAAUAUACAAUCCUUAAAUGCUGCCUAUGCUACAUCUGGCCCUAUGUACCUAAGUGACCAUGAAAACGUAGGUUCAGAAACACCUAAAAGCACCAUGACACUUGGCCGUUCUGGGGGACAUCUGCCUUAUGGUGUUAGGAUGACUGCUAUGGGCAGUAGCCCCAAUAUAGCCAGUAGUGGAGUUGCUAGUGACACCAUAGCAUUUGGAGAGCAUCACCUCCCUCCUGUGAGUUUGGCAUCCACCGUACCUCACUCUCUUCGUCAGGCAAGAGAUAACACCAUCAUGGAUUUGCAGACACAGCUGAAGGAGGUAUUAAGGGAAAAUGAUCUCUUGCGGAAGGAUGUAGAAGUAAAGGAGAGCAAAUUGAGUUCUUCAAUGAAUAGCAUCAAGACCUUUUGGAGCCCAGAGCUGAAGAAAGAGCGAGCCUUGAGAAAAGAUGAAGCUUCCAAAAUCACCAUUUGGAAAGAACAGUAUAGAGUUGUGCAGGAAGAAAACCAGCACAUGCAGAUGACGAUCCAGGCUCUUCAGGAUGAAUUGCGGAUCCAGAGGGAUCUCAAUCAGUUGUUUCAGCAAGAUAGUAGCAGUAGGACUGGUGAACCUUGUGUCGCAGAGUUGACAGAGGAGAACUUCCAGAGGCUGCAUGCUGAGCAUGAACGGCAGGCCAAAGAACUGUUUCUUCUGCGGAAGACUCUAGAGGAAAUGGAGCUACGCAUCGAAACUCAGAAACAAACCCUAAAUGCUCGGGAUGAGUCCAUUAAGAAGCUUCUGGAAAUGUUGCAGAGCAAAGGACUUUCUGCCAAAGCUACUGAGGAAGACCAUGAGAGAACAAGACGGCUGGCAGAGGCAGAGAUGCAUGUCCACCACCUCGAAAGCCUUUUGGAGCAGAAGGAAAAAGAGAACAAUAUGUUGAGAGAGGAAAUGCACCGGAGGUUUGAGAACGCCCCAGAUUCUGCCAAAACAAAGGCUCUGCAAACUGUUAUUGAGAUGAAAGAUUCAAAAAUUUCCUCUAUGGAGCGUGGGCUUCGAGACCUGGAAGAGGAAAUUCAGAUGCUGAAAUCAAAUGGGGCUUUGAGUACGGAAGAACGGGAGGAAGAAAUGAAGCAAAUGGAGGUGUAUCGGAGCCAUUCUAAGUUUAUGAAAAAUAAGGUAGAGCAACUGAAGGAGGAACUAAAUUCGAAAGAGGCUCAAGGGGAGGAGCUGAAAAAGAGAGCAGCUGGUCUUCAGGCUGAGGUCUUUGCCAUUGGCCAAGUGAAACAGGAGCUUUCCAGAAAGGACACAGAGCUACUGGCCUUGCAGACAAAGUUGGAAACGCUCACAAAUCAGUUCUCAGACAGUAAGCAACAUAUUGAAGUACUGAAAGAGUCCUUGACUGCUAAGGAACAGAGGGCUGCCAUCCUACAGACUGAGGUGGAUGCUCUUCGAUUGCGUUUAGAAGAGAAAGAAACCAUGCUGAAUAAAAAGACGAAACAAAUUCAGGAGAUGGCUGAGGAGAAGGGGACACAAGCUGGAGAGAUACAUGAUCUGAAAGACAUGCUGGAUGUGAAGGAGCGGAAAGUUAAUGUUCUUCAGAAGAAGAUUGAAAAUCUUCAAGAGCAACUAAGAGAUAAGGAAAAGCAGAUGAGCAGCUUGAAAGAACGAGUCAAAUCCCUGCAGGCUGAUACCACCAACACUGACACUGCUCUGACAACUCUGGAGGAGGCCCUUGCUGAAAAAGAACGGACGAUUGAGCGCUUAAAGGAGCAGAGGGACAGAGAUGAGCGAGAGAAGCAAGAAGAAAUUGAUAACUACAAAAAAGAUCUUAAAGACCUGAAAGAAAAAGUCAGCCUAUUACAAGGCGAUCUCUCAGAGAAAGAGGCUUCCCUGUUGGAUCUGAAAGAACAUGCUUCUUCUCUGGCUUCCUCAGGACUGAAAAAGGACUCACGGCUUAAGACACUAGAGAUUGCUCUGGAGCAGAAGAAGGAAGAAUGUUUGAAAAUGGAGUCGCAGUUGAAAAAGGCACAUGAGGCAACAUUGGAAGCCAGAGCCAGUCCAGAGAUGAGUGACCGAAUACAGCAGUUGGAGAAAGAGAUUUCUAGGUAUAAAGAUGAAUCCAGCAAGGCCCAGACAGAGGUUGACCGCCUGUUGGAAAUCUUGAAGGAGGUAGAAAAUGAGAAGAAUGAUAAAGAUAAGAAGAUAGCUGAGUUGGAAAGUCUCACCUCAAGGCAAGUGAAAGACCAAAAUAAGAAGGUAGCAAAUCUGAAGCACAAGGAACAAGUGGAAAAGAAGAAGAGUGCACAGAUGCUAGAGGAGGCCCGACGAAGGGAAGACAACCUCAAUGACAGCUCCCAGCAACUGCAGGACAGUCUCCGUAAGAAGGAUGACAGGAUUGAAGAACUGGAAGAAGCACUGAGAGAAAGUGUGCAGAUAACUGCAGAGCGAGAAAUGGUGCUGGCACAAGAGGAAUCAGCCAGGACCAGUGCUGAGAAACAGGUGGAAGAGCUGUUGAUUGCCAUGGAAAAAGUAAGACAGGAACUAGAGUCCAUGAAAGCAAAGCUGUCUUCUACUCAGCAAUCUCUGGCAGAAAAGGAAACUCAUUUGACCAAUCUUCGAGCAGAGAGAAGGAAACACUUAGAGGAAGUUCUAGAGAUGAAGCAAGAAGCUCUCCUGGCUGCUAUUAGUGAAAAAGAUGCCAAUAUAGCUCUUUUGGAGCUUUCAUCCUCUAAGAAAAAGACCCAAGAGGAGGUGGCUGCACUAAAGCGUGAGAAGGAUCGCCUGGUACAGCAGCUUAAACAACAGACACAAAAUCGAAUGAAGCUAAUGGCAGACAACUAUGAGGACGACCACUUCAAAUCCUCCCAUUCCAAUCAGACGAAUCAUAAACCCUCCCCAGAUCAGAUCAUCCAGCCCCUCUUAGAACUUGACCAAAACAGAAGUAAGUUAAAGUUGUAUAUUGGACACCUGACCGCCCUCUGCCAUGACCGAGACCCCCUCAUCCUUCGUGGACUCACUCCACCAGCUUCCUACAACUUGGAUGAUGACCAGGCAGCUUGGGAGAAUGAGCUGCAGAAGAUGACCCAGGAGCAGCUUCAGAGUGAGUUAGAAAAGUGUGAGCGGGACAAUGCAGAAUUGCAGGAGUUUGCCAAUGCCAUCCUUCAACAGAUCGCAGACCACUGCCCUGACAUCCUGGAGCAGGUGGUCAAUGCCCUGGAAGAGUCAUCCUGACCCUGCCGUAUGGGAAGUGGCCAGCCGAGCCGCUGAGAGAGUCAAGGAGCCAAGAAAGGGAAACCACAAGGAGUAGGCGUCCAGAAACGUCUCGCACCAGACACUACAAACUGCAUCCUGUGUUGCUCACUUGAAGAAGUGUGGUCCCGGCCUGUUUCUGCAUCUGUCGUCUUACGCUGCCUUUCUGCUGUCACUGUUGUGUCUGCAUUAAUUUUCUUGGUGUCCAAGGCAGCCAGAUGGCUGUGUCUCCGUGAAGAACUGACCUCCUGUCAUCAGAAGUGGGGAGCUGUGGAAGCUGGUGCUCUACCCUCAGAGGGACAUGAAAUAAAGAGCCCAUUCCCUGCUGUCCUCUGACAGGACAGCCGCCUCUGGGAUCUAUCCCGAGUUCAGCAUAGUGGGAGAGUUCUCACACUGGAGCAGAGCGCUGAGUGUUCUAAUUUCACAAUGGGUGCUUUCUCCCAAAGGGUAAAAUGAUUUCAAAAAGCAUAGAAAAAGAGAUGGGGAAACAGAUCAGAGACAGAGACAGCCAGCCUCUCCUUUCACUCUCAUUUGUUUGUUUUUCCUGUAUAGUGAUUUAUAGGCAUUGGGGGCAGAGGCUGACCUGCGCUGGUUUAGCUAGCACUCACCUCCAAGUGUGUCUUCUCCCCAGCCCUGACUGUCUCAUCUUCCUUGCUCUGUUCCUCAGUUAACAGGAGGAGUAUGUGAAUGGUCUUUCCCCUGCUCCCUCUUAAGACCCUUGAUCUUCCCCUGCUUCACUGUUAGAUCAGAUAUCUCUGACUAAUGAAGAAGAAGGCUUGACAUGUUGGGUGCUGUCGACACCCACUGCAGCCUUACUUCUCCCGAAGGUAAUGUUCCUUGGGGUCAGGCUAGUUUCUUCCUAUAACUCCCAGAAUACCACCUGCCUCCCUGCACCCACACCCAGCUCCUACAGCACGGUAGUUUCUGAAACACGCAAUCAUCUUUGACACGCAAUCAUCAACAUCACUCUUCACUUUGCCCUUGCCCCGUGUUCUCAGAGUCCAGGCCUCAUUCACUGCCGGAACCGUCUUCUGGUGCAAAUGAGUCUGUCUUACCCCACACACAUUCCAUCCUGCAUUCCUUCAUUCAGAGAUUAUUUAUGAAAAUCCCUACUGAGUGCAAGUCAAUGUGUCACAUACCCAUCCUUGAAAAUGUCUCCUUUCAGUGAGGGAAAGGUAUGGUAGGUUCUUCGACACACACUUGGUUAAGUCAAAGCGGAAGAGCAUCACACCUUUCCGUACCCGCUCUGAAUAGAAAGUAGCUUUUCUAGAAAAAUCUCACAACUCAUCAUUUCUUGUAAUAAAGGAAGUGAUGGGUUUGGGUUUUCGUCACCUGUUUGUAGUAUUCCAUUUGAUGGGCCAGGAUUUGCUGUUUGUUGUUGAUACCCUUAAAGAGUAUUCUGUUUAGGGGACUGUGAGUACCUACUUGUAGAGAGUGAUUUUUUAACGUGGGACUGAGAACUCAGCCAGCUUAUGCUGAAAUCAGAAAGGUAUAAGUCCAGAUGAAGGAAUUAGAAUUUUGGAGACAUUUUUCCCAAGUAUAGACAAUGGCAGUUGUAAAUAAUUAGGCACGAAGAAAUAGACCACUUGACCCAAAGCUAGCCCUCUGACCACCUCUGCUACCAAAAAUCCUCUAAACACUUUCUGGUAAGAGUUGCUGGAGUAAAUAUUUUUGUCUUGGUUCUCUUCUGUCCUUUCCCACUUCCCAAAAGAUUUCAUGCUGCACAGAAAGACCUCACAGCCGUCAGUCUAGGAUCUCCCUGCCUGUCCCAUUAACUUACAUAGUCACUGCUCUCGCUCCCCUGCUUCCCUGCUAUAAAACAAUCCCUUUCAUGUGAGAAGCUGUGGGAUGUUCCUUAUUAAAGGCUUUACUGGGCUCUGUCCAUAAACCUCUCACCAUGAUGUUUCUGCUGGAGGGCUGGCCAGAGGAGGUGCAGGGGUUAGAUGGUAAGUGGUGGUCGGUGGUGUUGUUACCUCAGUUCUGUUUGUUUACUUACUGACUGCCCAUAAGUCUUGUAGAAAGUACCCAGUAUUGCAGGGCUGAAAUACUAGAGUCUCACUUUGCCCGCCAUAGUGUAAGAAACUAAGGUGUGAUAAUGGCCUUUACAGGGCUGCAGUGGAAAAGAGAAAGUAGAAGCGGGUCACGCCCAAGGCAGAGACAGUCAUGGCACGAGACAUGUCAGGCAGGCUCCCUGGACCUAGCCAUCGGCUUUGGUCACCUAAUGCAAUGCCUGCGGCUCUGGCCCUUUGGUAUGUGGCUCUCACCGUUCCUGCUGUCUCCUCUUCAUCCCAGCCUCCCGGAACACUUCCCCUUCAGAAAGACAGGUGCUUCUGGGAGGAAAAAUUUCUGGGACAGACAUCCUCUAUGCAGCCUGCAAGAAAUUUCCAUAAUCUUUCUUGGGUAGCAAUCUAGCAGCUCAAAUGAUUCUGGGGACUGUUUGGCUAAAGUCUGACAGUAAACAUGGCCUACCUUUAUAUUGCAGGGGCAAUGUUAAUUCUUUUUCCAACAUUGAGAGUACCUCAGUGAGUUCCGAUCAUUCAUUGAGCCAACGUUUAUUAAGUGCACAACUCCCAUCACUCCAGCGUUUAUCAUUCCAUGACCCUCUUGUGUGCAUGGUAUCACAGGCCACUCAACUGCCACUAGUGUGUACAGCUUUGAGAACUCACUGCAAGUCUCCUGUAGUCUUUCAUACACAUCCAUUCUGUGGACAGAUCUAGUUGCCCUUUAGUACCUAAAGGUCUAUACCCCAAACCAAGGUCAUCAUGAGGAGGAUUAUGAGAAAAGGGGAUAGAAGCCACCUGGGGUGCAUCACUAAAGAAAUGCUGUGUUUCUCUUACCUUUUUACAUACCUAUAUCCCAGGGAGUCUUUGAGUUAACAGUGAGGUGUCUGAAUUGAGAUUUGCAAGGACCGGAAUACCACUUGCAAUGGGAAAGACUGUAAAUGAUCUUUAAUUAAGAAAUAAGGGAACCCCAAAUUUAUCUCAGAUCUAAACUUUGUCCUUGAGCCUCACAGUCUAAAGAAGAUCUAAGUGCAUCUCUUUUCUUUACAUUGGAACUUUAGAAAUAAUAGGAAAGCAGAUGGAAGCCAGGGCCACCUUCAGUGUUGCUAGAGGCAGUGUGACUUGCCACUUUUUAUAAUUAAAAUAAUGCUUUUCCAUGAGGAACUGAUUGACUCACCACUCCCCAGAGCGAGAGAAGAGGGAGAAGUCAUCACAGAGUCUUCAGUCCACUGCUGUCCUCAUCCCUGCCCCCUGAUGGUCGUGAUUGGCAUCUGGACUUGCUGAUCCAGGAGCCAUCACUCCCUCCUGUCUGACCACAUCUCUUAUGCAUAGGCCCAUUGGCUACUCUCAGGGUCUUCGAGGAAAGAGCAAAGCAAGGAAUGUGUCGCUCUAUAGAAGGAGGUCCUCGUGUGGCCUUUCCUACGCUGCAGCGCGCCCUGUGUCAGCAGUGUCAGUGACUUUCUUAUCUGUCUCCCUAACUUCAUGUCCCCACCUAUGAAGAGGAGCAAGAGGAGAAUGGACCUCAGCACGGGGAGCGGCCCUCUGUGACCCCAGCCCUCAAUCACUGCCAAUUCCUGGGUUUCUCAGGAAGGACUGGGACCCUCCAAAGAACAUUUUAAAAAAGAAUCUACGGUUUUCCCCAUGUGACAGAGAAUAUUAGCCAAAAAGAAAGUGUGCAUUAAGCGGAAUCCUUCUGAACAAAAUGGCUGUGUUUACCUACUCUUUUUAAGCAAAAACUUUCCAAACUUUUUAGUGUUAAACUAUAACCAAGUGUCUCCUGAUUUUUUUUUUUUUUUUUUCAAUAUGUUUAGUGAGUGCUGUGACUCUGUUGUAGGUAUUUUUUCUCCUGCCCCUUUCAGGGGAGAAGUGGUUUUUGGGGUUAAUUUGGGGGAGUGAAUUUCUGUCCCUUCCCACCUCUUUUGUUUCUCUGCUUGUCAAUAUUGUCUGUGUGAUUCAGAGAAUUGGGGCAGUUACUUUGUGUCCUUUGUUGCAAAUACUAAAACAUUAAAAAGUAGCUGUAGAACUGAAAAAAAAAAAUCUGUGUUUUUAAAAUGCAAACCAAGACCAUGUUAAUAAAGAAAUUCAAGCUAUGAGGCAGCCAAGCUCCUCCCCCUCCUCCCACGCUGGCUGAGGUAUCGGCCAGGCCAGCCACUUGGGAAAUACAGUGACCACACUCCAGGUGGGUGGCUGCCUGCGUGUGGCUGACAACUGCCGAAUACGAGAAACGAGAAUCUAGGGGCGGGAAGGCUCUCAGUCAUGCCGGGAUUCUCCCAUACUUCCUCAGGACCUCUGGGUAAAGGUUUCAGAGUUGACCCAGAACUACCCUUACUCCAUCUAGGUCCCUGCCCAGUGUGCCUCGCAUUGUGUGGCAGCUGGAUUUGACUCCUUGGCCCCUGCCUGGCAGGCCACAGGACCUUUUUCCUACCCACUUGGUGCUAUAUCAUCCGGUGACCAUCCCAUAGGGCCGACGCUGGCCAGCCUGGAGCCUGCAGUCCAGGUGCAAUGAAUUGUUCUCAGAACUUGGUUCCUUCUGACUCAGACCCUAGAUUUCUUUCCCUUGAAGCUUUUUAAACCCAAAUCUCCCAGGCCCAGACUCACUCUCUUGGCCCCAGACAUGCCAGGGGCAGGAAAGGAAAUGAACCAUACUGAAGUGAGAACGCAUCCCUGGGCCAGAGUGAGCACUUCAGCCUGCCCCUCUUCCCGUGCCGUACCAGUAUUGCAUCUCUGAAACAGACCUGCCAGGAGGCACUUGCAGCCUGUCAGGCCGGCCUGCCCCACUGCAGGACAUCCAGGUGGGCACUUGGGAUUCACUCCCCUCUUUGAGAAGAGACGUGUUGCACUUUAGUGGGGAGCCAAGGAGUGCUGGGUACUGGCCCGUUGUAGCUUGAGUCCCUUUGAUAACAGUAGCAGCAGCCUAACGGUGUCUGUGAUGCAAGCACACCUACUGCCUUCAACUGUACAUGUGUGUGAUUACUGGAGUCUUGUUGCCAGCUGAAUAAGGACAUUCAAAGAGAUUGUGUUCUGUUCAACUUCGCCUUGUUUGUUAUUGUAAACACUUUGUUCAUUUUUUUUUCUUUUUUAUUCACAAACUAAAUCCAUCAGGAAAUUAUAAAGUUAUUUAAAAACUG
This is a messenger RNA of Chinchilla lanigera (long-tailed chinchilla), 10198 nucleotides long. RefSeq names its product ELKS/RAB6-interacting/CAST family member 1 (gene Erc1). Gene Ontology annotation, cellular component: cytoskeleton of presynaptic active zone. Gene Ontology annotation, biological process: regulation of synaptic plasticity; neuromuscular synaptic transmission; maintenance of presynaptic active zone structure. The transcript is spliced from 20 exons. The coding region runs from base 1681 to 5052 and encodes 1123 amino acids. Gene Ontology annotation, molecular function: structural constituent of presynaptic active zone. Lineage: Eukaryota; Metazoa; Chordata; Mammalia; Rodentia; Chinchillidae. The record is from RefSeq and is a predicted model, not a curated record.